AGGUAGAAAAUACGAAAGAAAAAGCAGUUAAAGCAAGUAAUAAAAAAGAGAGUAGUAAAAACGAGAAGAAAGAGGAUGUGAGUGGAUUGUAUAGUAUCAGACAUUGUGGUGAGGAAAAGAAGGAAAUUAAAAGGGACGAAAAUAAGAUACUCACCUGCUACCAAAACACCAGUAAUAUGGACAAGGACAAAAAGCAGAUGCUUGAGCAGAAUUCGGAGUAUGUUGAAGAUGGAGAAUUAGUUAUAGAACCUAAAGUAGAAGAUGAAAAUAGAUUAGUAUUUGACUGUGGAAAAUUAAUUAAAAGUGAAGCUCCAAUAUCCGAUAUACAUUGUAUUGUGGUGAAAGUGACGCUGAAAGAUACGAAAGUUGCUGAUGAUGUUGAGUCUUGUAGACAAACCGAUAAAGGAGAUGGAAAUCUAAGAGAUAAAAUAGAAAUUAGGGGUGCAGACAUAGUGUCUAAUAAAGGUGAAUCUGUUAAUUUAGAUGAGAAAGAUGUAGAGCUAGUUGGAAGUAUAACUCCAAAAGACAUAGCUAUAAUCUACUGUGAUGAUGAAA
Racocetra persica is the source of this 555-nucleotide messenger RNA. The record is from the annotation of a GenBank genome assembly. NCBI's taxonomy places the organism in Eukaryota, Fungi, Glomeromycota, Glomeromycetes, Diversisporales, Gigasporaceae.